UUUAUGGAUAAGGUAUUUCGCAGUUUCGCACACUAUAUACCCUUUCGCUCUCGCAUCUCGUUUGUGCGCAACGUAUGUUUCCAUCUUUCGCGAGUAUCCGCUCUCUACUUAGCGACUCGGCGCGCUUAGAUUACAGAGCAACCAGUUCCGGACCUGUCUGCUCCACAAAUCGUCUCUCUUUGAUUAGUUUGUGAUAUUUAGCUUCUGCCUACUCGUAAAUUAGGGAAAGACGAAAUGCCGGAAAAGCGCGACGGCGAUGGCCCCGAGGGCCAGGAGGUAGUGCCUGCGAAGCGGCAACGGACGGAUCUGGUGGCGGUGCCAUCUGGAGGCGAUGGGGACAAGGGGAAGCAAUUAGCUGUCACUAAAGACGGAGUCAAGCGGACGUCGUCUCUUCUCGCCCCAAUCAUGCUCCUGACCGGCCAUGCUGCGGGGGUGUUCACAAUGAAGUUCAGCCCGGAUGGGGAGGUCAUAGCGUCGGGAUCACAAGACAAGGAAAUCUUCCUGUGGCGCAUAGAGGGCGAGUGCGACAACUACAUGGUGCUCAAGGGCCACAAGAACGUCGUUCUCGAGCUGCACUGGGCAGCAGACGGCCACAGCAUUGUUUCUGCAAGUCCUGACCAGACUGUUAGGGCGUGGGAUGUGGAGACAGGCAAGCAGAUAAAGAAGAUGGCGGAGCAUUCGUCCUUCGUCAACAGCUGCUGCCCGGCCCCCAGAGGGCCCCCACUGAUAGUCAGUGGAUCCGACGACGGCACGGCCAAGCUGUGGGACAUGCGGGUUCGAGGCUGCAUCCAGACGUUUCCCGACAAGUACCAGGUCACAUCGGUGGCGUUCUCUUAUAACGGGGAUAAAGUGUACUCGGGCGGAAUCGACAACCAAGUCAAAGUAUGGGACCUCAGGCGAUCAGGCGGCACCUCGGCAGCAGCAUCAGGAGGAGGAGCAUCAGGAGGCGAUGAGGAUGCAGCAGAGGGGAGUGCAGGGGGGGGUGGGGGUAGCAAGGGAGCGGAGCCGGUGAUGCGGCUGCUGGGGCACACGGACACGAUAACGGGGAUGAGGGUCAGUCCGGACGGCGCGUAUCUGCUCACCAACGCCAUGGACUGCACGCUGCGCAUCUGGGACCUCAGGCCCUACGCCCCUCAGAACCGGUGUGUGAAGAUAUUCACGGGUCACCAGCACAGCGUGGAGAAGAACCUGCUCAAGUGUGAUUGGUCGCCUGACGGCUCUCGGGUGACAGCUGGCAGCGCGGACCGCAUGGUGUAUGUGUGGGACACCACGAUGCGGCGGAUCCUGUACAAGCUGCCUGGCCACAAGGGGUCAGUGAACGAGGCAGUGUUUCACCCGUCUCAGCCCAUCAUUGGCUCCUGCUCUAGUGACAAGCAGAUCUAUUUGGGCGAGUUGGACCCCUCCCUCAAAUGAAGCCUACAGCUGAAUAGAUGCUGACUGACAGCAGUGGGCUAAACCCAGGAGGAAUUGCAAUGGAAUUUUGACGAAGGUGAUUCAGUCUCCAAGAUGCAUACCUUCAAGAUACCGUACAAGAAAAUGUGUUGUGAUUUUGCAUAAAAUCAACAGAGCACUAGCUCUUCCACGGCCUAUCCUUCUUAAAGGCUAAACUUCAUGAUUGAUCUUUAAGUUGCACCCAUAAGGAAACGAC
Closterium sp. NIES-67 is the source of this 1648-nucleotide messenger RNA. The record is from the annotation of a GenBank genome assembly. Lineage: Eukaryota; Viridiplantae; Streptophyta; Zygnematophyceae; Desmidiales; Closteriaceae.